GUAAAAAAAAAGUUGCAUUUAAAAAAUUAAAAAAAGCCGAAACAAAAAGGGAAGAAAAACGUGCAACUGAGAACACAAUCGGAGUGUACGAAAAUGGAGGCUCUGGCGGAGCUUGAAACAGUCCAAACCCGAAUACUCCGCCGCAUAUCGGACCUUGAGCUUUCUCACUUACCCCAAACAUUCUCUCACUCCACCUCUCUCUCCUCCGCCGCCCCCACCCCCGCCGGCGCCGGCGCCGAUGCCGAUGCCGAUUCUUCAACCACCACCGAAGGCCGCCUCUCCGCCAUCCUCCACGCCAACGCCGUUCGAGAAUUCUCGUUCAAGCGCGUGCCUUCUGAUUACUACGACUGGACUCUCGAGGCUCGCCGCGAUAUCCUCGGCGCCGCCUCCGUUCAUCAUCUCUGCAAGAGCAUUGUUCUGGUUAAUACUCAAGCCCCAGCUGAUGUAACUGAUUGCAGUAAUCGUAACUGUUCCAAAUAUUAUGUCGUUGUUGUUCAGUAUACUGCUCGCUUCAAUGCUGAGACUGUCAAGAAUUUUCUUUACACACUCAACGAUGGCAAGAUAUCGAAAAAGAAAUUCAACAUGAGGCUUGCACCAGAAGAAAUAUCAGGAAAGUUGACUGGUUAUGAACACAACGGAGUAACUUGCAUUGGGAUGAAAACUGAUAUCCCGGUUAUUUUGGAUGAAGCAAUAGUGAAGCUCAAUCCAGAUUUCUUCUGGCUGGGAGGUGGCGAGAUCGAUCUUAAAUUAGGGAUCAGAACUUCGGAAUUCGUUAAUUACGUAAAGCCGUUCAUUGUUAACUGUAGCAGCAGUUGAUUUCUCCCAGCCUGAAUAUUUACAUGGAGAUUUUCCAGGUUUGUGUCGGUAAUUCCUUCACACAAUAAAUCAGUUAUUCGUCUGAUAUUCACUUAUACUUCUAUUUUAUUUUAUUUUUCGUUACAUAUAUCAAAUAUCAGUGAUCUCAAGUUACCAAAAUUCGUGAAAACAUUAUGUACACGUAGCUUAAGUUAGGUAGAAAAUAUUGAGGAAGCCUGCAUCAACAUCUAACUUUAUUUUUGGGGACUUUAAAAUAGUUAGCAAUCCGUCACUUUCUACAUUGAUGAUUUGCUUCGUUAAUAUCUCUCUAAUUUAAUGAGAUGGAUGAGUGUCUUGCGUAUUGGGAAA
This is a messenger RNA of Erythranthe guttata (spotted monkey flower), 1164 nucleotides long. Its product is annotated as YbaK/aminoacyl-tRNA synthetase-associated domain-containing protein. Lineage: Eukaryota; Viridiplantae; Streptophyta; Magnoliopsida; Lamiales; Phrymaceae. The record is from RefSeq and is a predicted model, not a curated record. Gene Ontology annotation, molecular function: aminoacyl-tRNA deacylase activity.